Messenger RNA from Mucor velutinosus, 1461 nucleotides. RefSeq lists its product as uncharacterized. Gene Ontology annotation, biological process: cellular response to starvation; regulation of DNA-templated transcription. NCBI's taxonomy places the organism in Eukaryota, Fungi, Mucoromycota, Mucoromycetes, Mucorales, Mucoraceae. The record is from RefSeq and is a predicted model, not a curated record. The transcript has 8 exons. Gene Ontology annotation, molecular function: RNA polymerase II transcription regulatory region sequence-specific DNA binding; DNA-binding transcription factor activity, RNA polymerase II-specific; zinc ion binding. Gene Ontology annotation, cellular component: nucleus. The coding region runs from base 1 to 1461 and encodes 486 amino acids.
AUGACUACUACCACAAAUCAAGAGAUCAACUUUACAAAUUACUUUGGCACAAAUAAUGGAGCAGAGCUGGAGAGUAAAAAGAAAAAGGCAUCUAGAGCAUGCCUUCAUUGCCAAAGGGCACAUUUAACCUGUGAUGACUCUAGACCUUGUCAACGAUGUGUGAAAAGAGAUUUGGCAACUACUUGCACAGAUGCUGUACGAAAAAGAGCGAAAUACCUACAGGACAUUCCAGUAGACGAGUUAUUUAAUACAUCAAACAACAGCAGCAAUCGGCCUACCACCUCUUCUGCCGCUGUUCCAUCAUCGUCCACCGCUUCUUACAGUAACCCAAUGGUGGAUAACACUGCAGCAUAUUCAACUACUGCUGCCACAUCAAAUACAUCAGAAUUGUUUGAUUUUGCAUUGUCUGAUCUCAACUUUGGAUCAACUACCAUUGGAUUGGAAUACGGAUUUCUGGGUAACAUGUUACAAAACCCGUUGCUGGAUUUGGACACAGCUACACCUACGAGUGCUCCUACGACAACUGCCCCAAUGCAUCUAUCGACUAUUGGCAUGCAGCAAAUGAUGGCCAACAAUGGGUACUCAUCUUCUGUGUCUCCUGCAAGUACAACAACUUCAGUGCCAUUCUACAAUAUGGCAUUUAAUCCUCAAAUACGGCACCAACAGCAGCAGCAGCAGCAGCAACAACAACAACAACAACAACAACAACAACAACAGCAGCAGCAACAACAACAACAACAACAACAGCAGCAGCAGCCCAUUACACCUAUUCCUAAUAAUAGCAGAUCUUCUCCACUUUCAGACACUACAUCGAUCCUCGGUAUGAAACGCCCAAGCAACGCAUCCUCAGUAACAUCUGCAUCCGGUAGAAGAAAAGGAUAUGGAAAUACACCUGAAGAAACAUAUACCGGGGUAAAGAGACCCUUUAAUUAUGCAGAAGGAUUUCACUACCUUAUUCAACAUGUCCGGGACAAGAUGGGCAGAGAUGACCUGAUGAGGAUAAGUAGAGCAUUGGCCUUGUUCAGACCCUCCUUUCUAGCGCUCAUUAUGAACUUGACAGAAGAGGAUUUGGUCUUUAUGGAGAAAUGCUUGCAGCGAACAUUAUUGGAAUACGAGAAAUUGAUCAGUUUUUCAGGAACACCGACAGUUGUGUGGAGAAGAACAGGAGAAAUAUGUCUUGUUGGGAAAGAGUUUUCGCUAUUAACACAAUGGACCAAGGACAUGCUACUGGGGAAAAAGAUUUACAUUUACGAGCUGAUGGAUAGUCAAUCAGCUGUGGAAUAUUGGGAAAAGUUUGCUACACAUGCAUUCGAUAAUACAGAUAAAUCUUGUGUCUAUUCAUGUAUCAUCAAGACACCGCAGCAGAAGCCUGUGCCUUGCACAUUUUGCUUUACCAUCAAACGAGAUAUAUUUGAUCUGCCCAGUGUUAUUGUUGGCAAUUUUCUACCCAUACUCAGCUAA